GCUUGUGAGCAGUACCAGAGACUUAAACCAAGAAUACGCCGCAGUUCAUGGAACCAAGGAGACUAUGUUCCUUUCAUAGUCCACGGAGAAAAUGCAAAGAGUUUGGAAUUUCCUUACAUGGUGGCGAUCGGUUACGUCAGAGGCAAGAGUGAGGGCGCCAACCUCAAGUGGCACUGCGGAGGCAGCCUCAUCAGCGACCGCUACGUCCUCACCGCAGCUCACUGCAUCACCGACGCCCAACGGUGA
Gryllus bimaculatus (two-spotted cricket) is the source of this 246-nucleotide messenger RNA. The record is from the annotation of a GenBank genome assembly. Lineage: Eukaryota; Metazoa; Arthropoda; Insecta; Orthoptera; Gryllidae.